AUGGCGUUGGACGGAAAAGCAAUCAAGGAAGAAAUACCCGACAAGGACACUUACGAGACCAGUGCCCGUAAACUGAAAGGCAAGGAACAAUGCCGCACACCGGACUCACCGGAAGGAGCCCGAGUUGUGGCACCGCGCUCACCCAUCUCGCCCCACAUCUCGCAGCAUCACAGCACGCUGGUACCGCCGAGGUCGGCCUCGUCACAAGUCAAUCGCCACGGGAGCUCGUCGCCAACCGGCACUGUCAAUGGCAGCGGUGGCAGUCUCGGCAGCCUGACGCCACCCCCAGCCAUUACGCCUGCGUCGGCGGCGGCUGUGGCCGCGGCUGCUGCUGCCGCCGCCGCUCAGCAGGACACCGCCAAGCUGCUGAAGAUACGCCGCUUUCUGGGUGCGCUCGUGCAGUUUGGGCAGGACGCGAACGUCGACACCGGGGAUCGGGUGCGCUCGUUGGUGCUGUCCCUGGCGAGCGGUGCCAUCACGGUGGACGAGUUCCAGCUGGCGGUGCAGGAAGCGACCAAUUUCCCGUUGCGCACCAACGUCGUCCCGUUCCUGAAAUCGCACGUUCCCGUACUGCAGCGUGAGAUCAACAUCCUGGCGCGGUCUAACAAGCAGACCUCCGCUCAAUACGUCCGAUCGAACGAGGGCAGCGUCAUGGAGUACGUUCAGAACCUUGCCGAAACGGCUGAGAUAUUCCUGCCCCACGAGGGGGCCUUUUCGUCCUCGGUGACAGCAGCCGCAGCAGCAGCCGCCGCAGCUGCUGCAGCAGCUGUUGCAAGCGGUGCCACAGCCGGCACUGCAGGUGCAACCGUAAACGGAUUAGGACUGAAACGACGAGCUUCUGACAACUUGUACGACACACAUUCAUCCGGACCACCGGAGUGGGGUGAUUAUGUUCUACCGCCCACGAAGCGUCCACAUCCGUCGCUCUUACUCGCUUCCGGUGCGUCACAGCUCUACCCGACCCAUCCGGCGCUGUUCGAUUAUCAAAAUGGCGGCCUACACCCACAUUCCGACGGCUUGCAUUCCAUCCAUCGGGACGAUCGAGAUUUGAGAGCCGGCUCGACGGAUUCACACCGACCACCAAGAAUCCCACCGGGUGGUGGUAGUGGUGGGGGUGGCAGCAGUGGCGGUGGUGGUAGCGGAAACGGAACCAGCCUGAGUGGAGCCUCGAUGCCGGGAGCUAGUGGCGAAGAGGAGUGGAAAAACAUUCACACGAUGCUUACGUGCAUUUCGGCGAUGGUUGAGAAGACGAAGCGCGCCAUCGCGAUCCUGCAGCAGCGUGGUAUUGAUAAUAGUCACGCACGGGACCAUCAGGACACUUCGAUGGCGGACAUUAAGCGACAGACGGAGGAGAAGAUAUCCGAGUUUCGGCGUACUGCUGAGGAAUCUGUCAAUCAGGUUAAACGUCAAGCCGUGAUGGAGAUCCAACGGGCCGUAGCCGCUGCCGAGGCCAGGACGAUCGAAAUGAUCGCACAAGAGCGACUGAAGAUGGAGAAGAUGUACACGGACAUCCAUCGUACCGGUGCGGACGACACCGAGUCACCGAUGACGAGCGGUAGCCAAAACGCGUGCUGGAACUGCGGACGGAAGGCGAACGAAACGUGCUCCGGGUGCAAUCUGGCUCGGUACUGCGGCUCCUUCUGCCAGCACAAGGACUGGGAUCAACACCACCAGGUUUGUGGCACAUCACGCGCAGAGAACAGCUUCCAGAAGCACACGCAAAGCUCACGCACCUCGAUAGCGUCCCGUUCGACCACGCCUCAGCAGCAGCCGCAGCAGCAGAGCAACAGUACAGCGAACGGUACGGCUUCGGUCGCAAAAUGACGGACUA
Anopheles nili is the source of this 1831-nucleotide messenger RNA. It is a transcript of the gene nvy, whose product is annotated as protein CBFA2T2. Gene Ontology annotation, cellular component: nucleus. The record is from RefSeq and is a predicted model, not a curated record. The transcript is spliced from 9 exons. Gene Ontology annotation, biological process: negative regulation of DNA-templated transcription; DNA-templated transcription. The coding region runs from base 1 to 1824 and encodes 607 amino acids. Gene Ontology annotation, molecular function: transcription corepressor activity. NCBI's taxonomy places the organism in Eukaryota, Metazoa, Arthropoda, Insecta, Diptera, Culicidae.